Messenger RNA from Pecten maximus, 456 nucleotides. RefSeq lists its product as uncharacterized. The transcript has a single exon. Bases 1 to 456 code for a protein of 151 amino acids. The record is from RefSeq and is a predicted model, not a curated record. NCBI's taxonomy places the organism in Eukaryota, Metazoa, Mollusca, Bivalvia, Pectinida, Pectinidae.
AUGGAAACAGCAAAAAAUCAAUUGGAUGACGCUGUACUCUACAAAUGGCAAAAGAAAGCCAUACAACAACUGGAAAUUCAAGACAACAGGACUGUCUUAUGGAUAUACGAUAACGAAGGAAACUUAGGAAAAACAUUCCUAUCUCAAUAUUUGACGACUAAAAAAGAUUGCAUAGUCACGGAGAACGGAGGAAAGAAGGAUCUUGCAUACGCAUACGGUGAAGAAUACGUGAUCUUUGACUAUACCAGAAGUAUGGAAGAACACAUAAAUUACUCUUUCAUAGAAGUAUUGAAGAAUGGCAGAAUCUUCUCAUCCAAAUACGAGAGCCGUAUCAAAAUCUUUGAACCAGCAAAGAUCAUGUGUUGUGCUAACUUUAUGCCAGACAAAACUAAACUCAGUCAGGACAGAUGGAUGAUCUGGAGUUUAAAAGACAAAGACUCUUUUGAAAUUAUGUAA